AUGGCGCUAGCCGUCACAACUUUUGUACUUUUGGGGCACUUUUACGCCGCUCUAGUGGGUCAGGCAGCUUCCGACGGCGCAGAUCCGCCAAUCCGCUGCGUGGCACUCAGCGCGCCAGAUUCCAUCCUCAACCGCCACCUCUGCGAGAAAAUCGGACUUGGUGUCUGCGAUAGCGCCGCGGCGGUGCUAGCCCUCAGCAGCGCCAUCGUCCGCGAUGCGCCUAACCGGGAGCGUUGUCUCCAGACGCUUUUCGGCUUGUACGCCGCUCUAGCAUGCCCGACUCGUUCGUCCGCAGAGCAAUUUAUUCAGCGAGUUGGUGUGGACGGGCCGGUGGUAGCGUACGUAUGCAAAGGCGUCUGCAAAGCCCUUUGGACGGCAUGCUCGCCACGCGCCGGUUUACCUUUUGCCGACCUCUUAGCAGAGGAGGAAUCUAAAACAAUAUGCAAGAAUGUUGCCUUGCCUCAAAGCGCUGUUCAAAUCAGGGAGGCCAGGGACAACCAAUGCAUUGGCAGGAUCAUCACCCUCUCGGAAGCUGAUGUUGCCGAGAUCAACUGGUUACUUGGCGGAAGGGUAAACUGGCACUUCAUCAAGCUGAAAGGCUAUGGUAAGCUUUGGGCCGCCGAAAUCUCAAGCUGA
This is a messenger RNA of Babesia ovata, 636 nucleotides long. RefSeq lists its product as uncharacterized. Bases 1 to 636 code for a protein of 211 amino acids. The record is from RefSeq and is a predicted model, not a curated record. The transcript has 6 exons. NCBI's taxonomy places the organism in Eukaryota, Apicomplexa, Aconoidasida, Piroplasmida, Babesiidae.